Messenger RNA from Verruconis gallopava, 1650 nucleotides. RefSeq lists its product as uncharacterized. The coding region runs from base 1 to 1650 and encodes 549 amino acids. The transcript has a single exon. NCBI's taxonomy places the organism in Eukaryota, Fungi, Ascomycota, Dothideomycetes, Venturiales, Sympoventuriaceae. The record is from RefSeq and is a predicted model, not a curated record.
AUGUGUAAGGUCAUCAGAAUCAAGUACGUGUCGCCGGACGGGCGACGCAGGACGACGGAGCGGAAGGAGCUCUGCUUCCGCAGCGAUGGUACCAACCCAUGCCUUCACCAGGAAGUGUCAGAAAUGACAGAGUUAGUCUCGUCCGGAACGCCGUCGCUUGCCGGCGACGAGGUCCCCACUCCAGCCUCGGUCAGCAUGCCGGGCACGCCGCCUAUGGCGACCGCACACUACGUCUACCGCGAACCCAACGAUGCACGGGAGCCCAGCUCGUCCAAGGGCAGGGCCAGGAAAACCUUUGGGUUGUCUUUGGAUAUAGGCAGCAGGAAGUCGUCAAGCCCGAACAGCCCCAGCAGGAAGCGUAGAUCCUAUCACGGAAGUUCACGGAGCGCGUCCAGCAAUGGCGAUGCAGACUCCAUUAUUGCCAUCGAGGAGGAUGGACACAUCUCGCCCAUCUCGCCUUUGCGACGCAAUCGUUCGCCUUUGGGCUUCCCCCUAUCUAUGCGACGAGUCGUCCAACCACCCGCGAUAGUAAGUCAGCCGCAGCCUCCCCGCUUGCGCCCAUCCACGCCAGCACCUUCUCAUCACCGACGCACCGCGACCGCCCCCGACGCAGCCGUCCGCUUCGAUGACGACUCCCUCGACACAGAGCUGCAGGACCGUGCAGACGCACGUGAGGCCCUGCGCCGCGAAAACCGCGAACGCGCUCGCCGCGAGGACGAAGUGCGCCGGAAGCAAGAGGCUGACGAUCGGAGGAUCGCAGAAGAGCUCGAGGCCAGAGAACGUCGUGAAAAGGCCGAGGAUGAUUUCUCAAUGCUCGAGUACGCGCGACUACAGGAGCGGGACCGCAAGAGGCGAGAACGCGCCGACGCCGCGCUUGCCGAGGAGAAGUCACAUGGUCCUUCUGACGAGAUUGACGAGCUAGAAAAGGAGAUUAGGCAGAUGAAGAUCGAAGAAGAGCAAAAUCGUAAAGCUCGCGAGGAUGCAGAACGCCUCGAACAAAAAGCCGAGUACGAAAAGAAGCUACGCAGUGAGGACGCCAAGAUCGAAAGGCAACUGCAAGAGGAACUAUCCAAGAUCGAGCGGCAGCGCGAAUUUUCGAGCAAGAAACAGCUACUGCAAGUCGAGUCCGAGCUUGCACGGCUGGAGUUUGAGCUUGCCAAGAUCCAGGAGCGACGGCAGGCACGUGAGCGCGCCGAGCAGCUCGAGCAGGAGAUCAAACACAUGGACGUGCUUUCGGAAGAGAUUCGCGAGCUGGAGGAAGAACGGGAGAGAGAUGAGCAGCUCCGACGUAUCGAGCAGCGCCUCUACAACAGAGGCUACGAUAACCAGCGCUACUCUCCGCUUCCGCCGUCGUAUCUGCCUCGUGCAUCCCCAUACCCUGCACCACCUCGACCAUCAGCCACACGACUGCCGCCCACGAAAGAGACGCAAGUUCUGCAACAGAGAACGACAAGUCCUUACGAGGACGAGGAUUACCGACGAGCCGUGGGUGAGCGCGUGUUGCAAGCUGAGCAGGCCAGGGCGGCGAGCAGCAGCCUGCAGCGGGCCAUUGGCGCCGGGCCUGGCUUGGGCAGACGAAACACCAUCGGCGGUCGGGACCGAGACCGCGAACAGGUGUACCGCGAUCUGAGGAAGAGAUAUCCUCAAUGA